UCAUGUGUCUUCGUUGCAUGCGUCUGUCCCGAAAACGGAGUGCUACGUGCGCUUGGCUUGGCUAGUUCGGAAAGCCUCGAUGCGCUGGUGGAUUGCAAGUUCGCCUGGUCCCGCAUAGCUGCACCUCGGACGCUGCAAUCAAGCGUGCACAUCAGUCAUUCAUCGUUCUUUCAAAGGACAACCGUCCAACUUGCAUCAGCCACAGUCAGCAUGCACAUGUAUGCAGCAGCCCUGCUGGCAUCGGCCGCAGCGCUCGCGCCGUCGACGCGAUUGACGCCGACGCGGCGCAGCAGAAUAUACACCGCCGUCGCCGAGCCCGAGACCACCGAAAAAGCAGUGGAGCCGCCGAAGUGCCCUCUGAACGCCGAGGCGCAACUCCUCGCAGCAAGGGACGCCGUCCUCCGCGCCUCAAAGGACGGCGUGACGCGCCAGCAAUUAAGAACGUUACUGAGGCGAGAUGGCGAGCUCGUGCCGCCCGACGAGACGUGGACGGGCGGGAUCAUGCAGCUCUACGGGGCGUGCCGACCGCUGGCGCGCGACUUAUUAAGGAAGAUCGGCGAGGCGCGAGACGAUAAGCCUUCCUUGCGCGAACAACGACUAGACGUCUCGGGAGUGGACGGCGAAUCCCUACUCGUGGCCGAAGGCGAAUCCGCGCGGAACGACGCGUCGCUCUUCAUCCAGCCUAGUUCAGAAGUCCAGAAGACGAUUGAAAACGUCUGUGCCGCGGCCGGGCCGCGACUCGUGCUCACGCUCAACCCGCAAUUCCGCGACGUCGACGACACGUUAGAUUUUCUCGCAAAAAAAACAGGGUUACUUGGUAGUAUCGGAGGCUUCCUCGGCGGCAAGGCGGCCUUCACGAAUUCCAUGGACUCAUUAGGUUUCGAGGAGACCUUUUCUUUACAAGAAUUCGUCGUGACGGGCACGCAGGUUAGGAUCUUCAAGGCCUAUCCGUUUGGCUGGCGCAUCUUCGCGCUGUCGGAUCGGGACGACGAGCCGGCCAUCUCGCUCGGGUCCUCGGGUGCUGACAGGCCGGACUACAACGUUAUUGCGGAAGUGUUGGAAGCGAACAAGAUCUCGCCCAAAAUAUUCCGCGACGUCGGCCGGGGGAAGGCGCUGGUCCAGGGGGUGAUCGACGUGACGUACGAGGAUAUUGUGGCGGGGCGGUAA
Pelagomonas calceolata is the source of this 1167-nucleotide messenger RNA. The record is from the annotation of a GenBank genome assembly. Lineage: Eukaryota; Pelagophyceae; Pelagomonadales; Pelagomonadaceae.